AGAUCUCCACAGCUUGCCCAGCCGACUGCUGUAGCCGAACCAGCCCCGGCAUCCAUAGCGUCCUAGAGCAGUGCUUCCCAAACUCUGACAGAUGGCGCACCACCAAGUUGAAACGAUGCAACCUUAGGUUUGGACAUCUAACUGUGGCCCACAUUUUGUUGGAGAAUGGUGCUGAUCUCAAUGCACAGAAUAAGCUGGGAGCCAGCAUUCUUACAAUGGCUUCUAGAGGCGGUCAUGUCAGCAUGGUGAAAUUGUUACUGGAAUCUGGAGCUUUUGUUGAUAGUUAUGACCAUUUUAAUACCAGCUUGGUUAACACCAACAAAGAGGAGCUACCGGAUAUAACACCGCUAAUGGCAGCUGCCCAACAUGGACAUGAGGCAGUGGUGCAUCUUCUGUUAGACUGGGGAGCUGAUUGUAAUUACACUGUGAAGACCAUGGGUUGGAGUCCUCUAAUGCUGGCAGCUAUGAGUGGAAAGGUGAGCUUAGCACAACAGCUCAUGGAAAAAGGAGCCAAUCCUGACCAUCUAAAUGUAUUGCAUAAAACACCUUUUGAAAUCUCUGUUGACUUCAAGCAUAAAGACAUGAAAGAUUAUCUGGAAUCGCUAACAACAGUUAGACCCCAGACAGAUAAAGAAAAGAAACAACCUGAUGUUUUUCAUGCUUUGAAAAUGGGAAAUUUUCAGUUGGUAAGAGAGAUUGCUGAUGAAGACCCAAACCAAGUCAAUAUUACUAAUAGCGAUGGUGCAUCUCCGCUGAUGAUUGCUGCUGUAACUGGACAGUUGGCCCUUGUACAGCUUCUUGUUGAGAGAAAUGCUGAUAUUGACAGGCAGGAUAAUGUUCAUGGCUGGACAGCACUUAUGCAAGCCACAUACCAUGGAAAUAAAGAAGUUGUUAAGUAUUUGUUGAAUCAAGGAGCUGAUGUGAAUUUGCGUGCAAAGAACGGAUACACAGCCUUUGAUCUGAUAAUGCUGCUGAACGACCCAGACACAGAACUUGUACGAUUACUAGCAUCAGCCUGCAUGCAAGUAGACAAAGACAAGGGUAAACUGACUAAUAGAUCGUCCUUGCCCUGUUCCAGAAAUAGGCAAACUUUAAAUACUCCAGUGUUGCCAGAUGACAAGGGAGGACUAAAGUCUUGGUGGAAUAGGAUGUCAAAUAGAUUCCGCAAGCUGAAGUUGACUCAAACUUUGCGUCAUGGAUUUUCUACCAAUCAGUUUGUGCCUUUUCCUGAUGAGCCAGAAAUGUCAUUAAAUUCUACCAUAAAAGCCACUUCACAGAAUGAUGUGAACAACUCUGGAAUCCCUGAUACUACUACAGCUUGGAUCACAAAUAAAACUAGUGGUACGGGUACUACAAAAAUAGAAAAAGAUGAUGAAAUAUUGACAACCAUGUUAAGAAGUGGUGCUCCAUUUACUAGGCUACCUAAUGAUAAGCUCAAGGCUGUUAUUCCUCCUUUCUUACCUCCCUCGAGUUUUGAGCUGUGGAACUCUGACCGAACACGUACAAACAGAGAUGGCAAGGCUGAACAGACAUCUGGAAGCAAAGGUUCUAGACCAGUCAAAUUGCCUGCUUUUGUACGAAGACCUGCUUCUCCCUCAAAUUCCAACACUUUCAACCAUUCUCCUCACUCCUCUGGUGGAUCCAACAACAUAGCUGGAAUUAACAGACACGGUGGAGAACUGCAUAAUAGAUCAGGUGGCAGUGCAGACAGUGUUUUAUCUCAAAUUGCAGCUCAAAGGAAAAAAGCAGCAGGUCUGCCUGAUCAGAAACUCAAUCAGCAGCAUAGUCCGGUCUCCACAGCUCCUUCAUCCACUCUGCCUGAUCUGCAGACUGCUCAGGUCAUUAGCAAUGGCAUAGGAAAGCAGAAACUGGAGAUGAACAAAAGGCCUACAUCUGGGACCUCAUCAACAUCUAAAAGCACAUCACCAACUCUUACACCAUCAGCAUCACCCUCCCCAUCUCCUAAGGUUCAAGAUGCAGAGUCCUUGCUCUCUUCUCACAGGCAAGCCAAGAGUAAUGGUGGCUCUAGCAGUGGAACUAUCACUGAUGAAGGUAACCAAUUGGUGGAUUACCACAAACAUGUCCCUAGUUUGAGAACCACUGACAUAGAGAAUCAUGAAAGAAGAAACAAUAUCAGAGUAAAAGGAUUUUGUGAAAACUUGGAGAAAGAUGAGCUGACUGGAAUCCUUAAAAAGUUGUCACUUGAGAAAUAUCAGCCUAUUUUUGAAGAACAGGAGGUAGAUAUGGAAGCCUUCCUCACACUUACUGAUGGUGAUUUGAAAGAACUGGGCAUUAAGACUGAUGGAUCCAGGCAGCAAAUCUUGGCAGCUAUUUCCGAAUUGAAUGCAGGAAAGGGACGUGAGAGACAGAUUUUACAAGAAACUAUACACAACUUCCAUUCUUCCUUUGAGAGUAGUGUUAGUAACACCAGACCUCCUGGCAAUUCUCAGUCACCUGGAUGUUGGAUAAGACCACUUGAACUUGUUCCCACUAAGCGGUAGCUUUUGGAUAAGGGACUGUUAUUUUGAUGUCUGAGGUGUGGAUGAGUGAAUCCAAGUGUGCAGCGAAAAACUUUGUAAACUUAACACUAACCCACAGUGUCUGGGUGAAGACUGUGCACGAGGCUUCAGGUCAGCAAAGGUUCUCUUUUAAGAACAAAUAGUCUCAUUGACUUUAAUGGGGCAUCCUGCAUGGUUAGAUUUAAGCCUAUUAAGUGCUGUGCUGGUUCGGGGUCUAUACUAGGAACAAAGCUAGAAGUGCAGCAAGAUUGAUAACGUAAAGAGAUGUGUAGCUGACUUUGGUCUUCAGAGGUACUACGCUGGAAGGCUUCCAGAAAGCUUAUAUUGGCACAGCUAAGAACCACAGAGGUGUGUGAAAGGAGACAUGAAAGUUGUUGCCAAUUAUGAGAACUUGUGUACAUGAGUCUCUGAAUGAAUUUGCCACUACAGAAUAUUACAUCAGUACAAGUGAAAAAGACUUAAAGGGUGUGGACAGAGGAACUCUUGGAGCUCUUGCAGAAGGGGAACAUUUCAUGAAGGCUGUGUACAAGCAUUACAUUUAGAAAGCUGUAACUGAUAUUAGACCUCAGGGAUAGACAUUACACACAAACUGGUUUAAGUGAUCAGAAACUGGUUUAAACCUGUAACAGAAGAGAUGUUCGGUGCACAUAAACCAGUUUGAAAAUGGCUGACACUGGUUUGAGAUAAACCUG
Messenger RNA from Alligator sinensis (Chinese alligator), 3211 nucleotides. RefSeq names its product ankyrin repeat and sterile alpha motif domain containing 6 (gene ANKS6). Gene Ontology annotation, molecular function: protein binding. The record is from RefSeq and is a predicted model, not a curated record. Gene Ontology annotation, cellular component: cytoplasm. Gene Ontology annotation, biological process: innate immune response. The transcript is spliced from 17 exons. Bases 216 to 2501 code for a protein of 761 amino acids. Lineage: Eukaryota; Metazoa; Chordata; Crocodylia; Alligatoridae.